GAAAAUUACAGGCAAUAGUCGACAAACGUCUUUCGAGAAACGCAGGCUGAAAGUAGAUGCCUCACAUAAUAAACCAAAAGACAUUUUCAAACACUUAAAUAUUGACCUAGGGGAUACUCAUACCGCCUUAGGUUGCUGAAGCGGGUCAUUUAGUCUCUAUUCAUGCAUGCUACUUUUGCUUGAGUUGUUUUUUAUCCUCAUAAGUAUUUCGAAUGGAGAAAAUGAUUAUUUACAUCUUCGGGUGAUAAAUCCAUCUACUCUGCCGUUUACAUAUCGCUUAAGUCCUGGUCAAAUAGGACCCCAUUUUAAUACAACAUUUACGUCCACGUCAUUAGUGCUAACAGAACCUCCUCACGCAUGUGAGCUGGUAAGUAAUGCACAUGAAGUGAAUCGAAAUAUUGCUCUCAUAAUUCGUGGAGGUUGUAGUUUCGUCACGAAAGCUAUUAAUGCUCACGUUGCCGGUGCAGUUGCUGUGAUUGUUUAUGAUUUUAACCGCAAGGCUAUCCACACAUUUAGCAUGAUUCAGGACGAUACUUCCAGACGUGUGCAGAUACCAUGUGCGUUUAUGAAUGGAAAAGAUGGGCAUUCAAUAACCACUGCUUUGGAUAAUUUAAAUCUAACAAAAGCAUUAGUUGAUUUUCCUGUUAAUGUUUCUGUGGUUCCAGUAUAUCACUUACGUUUAACUCCAUGGACAUUAUGGUGAAGAAUAAAAUAUACAUUCAACCUUAAUUGCUUCUACAAAUCAAUGACUACAUGACUGUAUUUUCUGCACUAUGAGUACAUGUGUAAAAUACUACUUCUUGUAUAUGACAAUAUGUUUUCAUAUGACCUACAAUUCUUUCAUUUAAAAAUGAGAUUUCCUUUGGUCACAUAAUUCACUUACAUUAUAUUCUACGUUUGUUCUUUCUUCAAUGGUGUAGUCUCCAUUUUCUCAUGUAAAUAGUUGUUCUUUUUGUUAAACCUGCCUACUAUCUUCUCCCAACUGAGUAAUUAUAGUUUUAUUAAUACGUGAAUGGUUUUUAAUAUAGUUGGAUUGUUGUGGAAUCUAGGUCAUGCGUCUUAUCCUACCUAAGACUCAUCCCAUCUCAGUAUUAAUGUUCACAUUGUAACCACUAGGUUAUGUUGAUGCCAACUGCUCACGAUUUACGUAUUUCAAUAACUGCUCAGUUUUAGUUCUGAAUAUUAACAACAGGGAACUACAAACCCUUAACAAUAUAGUAUACAUGUAACAGUGCAUGUUAACUCAAGUUCGGGAACGUGUGGUCGGGUAGUGAAAACAGUCUAAUCGGUGUCAACAUCUUGAAACAACGGGUUCGGUGACGUGGAUAAGUGCUAUGAGUGUCAUUCCAGUGACUUUUAAAUCGUGCUUUAUUUACCGAAGCUGGAACUGGUUGAAAAAAGAUAGGUGGUAAGUUUAAGACAUUGUCCCGGGGUAUGACAUCUAUCUGUUUACCGUGAUUCACUGGUUGUGGUCCAAGAGAUAGUGCAGCUUGGUGGCUUGAGACAUUAUCGGUCGUAGGUCUGAGUCGAAGCCAAUUGCGAUGUUGUUACGAUUUUUGCGUACUUUCUAUAAAAAAGUGAAAACUUUUACUAAAAGGGUUCUUUCUGUCUAUAUUUUUCUUAAACUUUGAAUUAACUGAUCAACAAUUUACUUUUAUUUAAUCUACUAAGGUAGCGCUAUUUUUCUUAGUGAAGGUUACUCAUCACUAUCCAUUUAAUUUUCUUGCAAAAAUUCGAAACGCAUUAUAAUUGUAACAUAUGAUGAAUACAAAAUUGGUUGCAGUGGUGUGGAUAAUGUCAUUCUCCAAUUUAUCCACUACCUUCUUGCGGCACUACUGUUGUUUACGAAAUCGAGAGGGCGAAAAGCAAAUGUCCGGCGCUGUAACCCGGUUGGUGGAUAUGGAGGAUCCACCUGGAGGAGUUGAAAAACCCUGAUUCCAAACCAAUAGUGCAUAUAGGCUCCAGGAUCCUGUGGGAACAGAUAAUGCAUGGACCAAUUAUUAGUCACCGGUUACUAUGGGACUGCAUCUUCUGAGGUUUCUCCACCACCUUGUAGAUCAGACCUUUAGGUCGAAGGCCCCCUAAGAAAACCACCUGCAUUGGUUUGGGCACUCGGGCAAUAUCAGAGCUCACAUACAAACCAAGUUACUUGUGGCGCAUAUGUAUUCGGUGCCGCUUUGUACCAAUAUUUAAGUGUUCAAAUAAAUAAAUAUUCGUCUUCUUCGUUUACGCCUCUGCGGAUACGAUAGUAAUAGGACAUAAAUCCACUUAAUACGACCAAUCUCUUUGCAGUUGUGACAAAUGACAUUAAUGAAUGGUUAAUGUAUACGUAGACAGACAUGCCUCACUAUAUUAGCUCCAGUUAGUCAGUUAUAGUAACUGGACUAUUCCUAAAUUGUUGCUGUCUAAUUACCACUGGGUAUUUAGAGUUAUGCUAUUUACUUUUUUUACAUGAAAUACUACUAGGUUAGACGCAGGGUAUUAGGGAAGGAUGAAAAAUCAGUUGAUGAGGUUGUAAAUCUUCAUCGACUGAGAUGGUUGGGCCACGUUUUACGUAUGCCUGAACACCGAUUACCACGACGCACAAUGCUGACUAGUGUUGGGGAUAGUUGGAGAAAAGUUAGGGGCGGCCAUACCAAAACGCGGUAUCAGUGCUUGAAGUCGCUUGCUUCUAGUCUGAGCCAUGUUGAUAGAUGUAGAGUACUUGGUUGGGUCCGCGCGAGUAUCGUAAUCAAUGGUUGGAGACUUUGGGUGACAUGGCUCAGAAUCGAUCAGAAUGGCGUAAGUGUGUACACUGUCUAUCUUCCUUUAAAAUAUGAGUUUCAUAUUCUUUCAGUCAGUAACAACGUAGAACUUCGUACGUACGUACAUCAGUUCGAGUUGCCAUACCACAUUAGCACAGAGAUGCAGUUGCCGAUUCAAAUCCCGUAGUGGUAGAGGUAGUAAGAGUAUAGGCAGUAAUCGGAAAGAUUAGGGUUUGGAGAUGCUAUUUAAAGAGUAUAAUCCAGUGAAAUAAAUUUGGGAAGAGAAAAAAGAGACAAGGAGGAAUCAGGAGAUUAAAAUUUGGGAGAGCACAAAGAGUGUAUACACCUGCGCCAUUGCAAACGAUUUUGAGCCAUGUCAUUCGGGGUCUCUAACCAUCGGAAAAAUCCCAGGAAGUGAUUUCCCCCAGUUAUUUGUAAGUAUAACAACAAUCUGUUAUAACUUGCCAAUGAUUUCCGAAAUCCUCGUCACCAAUUGUUAUAACUUGUUGUUUGAAUGCUACUUGUUAUUAUCUUUAUUUAUUUAAACACAUAAACGUUGGUACAAGGAGGUAAACUGUAACUUGGAAUUUUGAAGGGGAACAGCAAAAAGAUGAAAGCCAAAGAACACACUACGUAGGGAAUUGAAAGAUAUGAAAAAGAUGAAUAGCAAUUGGAAAGGAUUGCUUAGGACAGGGUUAGAUGGAGAAUGCUGGUAAGCGAAUUAUGCUCCUCAAUACGAGGAGUUCAUGAUCUCAACCAAAAAAUUAAUAAUCUCCGCAACCACUAUACUAGUAAUCAACAUGUGCUCACUAGUGACUAGCUUCGUGAGGGAAUUCUCGGAGUUCUAGUGAGAAGCCGUGACCAGUGGAGCUAAUCCAUGUCGGCUAGAGACAGGUAUCUACCUCAGUACAAUGGAAGUUGGUCGCGCAAUUUCGUGGAUUGGUUGAUGUUAGACACUAUCACCAUUGGAUACCGACUCAGUGGUCCAGUAGGUUAAGCGUUCGCGCGCGAGACCAAAGGUCCUG
Schistosoma guineensis is the source of this 3769-nucleotide messenger RNA. NCBI's taxonomy places the organism in Eukaryota, Metazoa, Platyhelminthes, Trematoda, Strigeidida, Schistosomatidae. The record is from the annotation of a GenBank genome assembly.